Pocillopora meandrina is the source of this 414-nucleotide messenger RNA. The record is from the annotation of a GenBank genome assembly. NCBI's taxonomy places the organism in Eukaryota, Metazoa, Cnidaria, Anthozoa, Scleractinia, Pocilloporidae.
AUGGCGGCAAAUAAUAACAGCGCGAGCACAUCAAACAAACUCUGUUUAAGGCACUUCGGCAUGGAGGAUGAAACAGAGAGAGGAGACCGGUUUUGGAAUACCAACUCCGUAGAGAUGAAGUUCUCUGCGGAGAAAGAAUGGUUGAGGAGGGUUCGUUUCGCAGAAAAUAAACCUAAUUACGGGAUGAGAGACCUUGAUCCCGUGUUGGAAGAGCUCACAGGCAACAAGUUGGAGCUUGUAGGUCCCUUGGUGAAUGGCUUCCUAAAGGAGUUCGGGCUCUCUAUUAAUGCGAAGCUCGCUCGCUCUAGAAUGACCGGUCUUAUGGCGCCCAUCACUCUCUUUAUGCCAUUUCAAAUCUUUAAACAUAUCUGGGUUUUAGUGCAGGGCUACGGGGGAAGCGCGGACACAACCUAG